AGACGACUGAAGAUUCAGGAGAUCAAACGCUCAGUGGAGCUCAGUAAGGAAGAUGCAGACAGAGAGAUAGCAGGUGGUGUUCAGGUCUUCAGCGCUCUGAAGGAGUCUGUUGAGAGAAGCCAGGCCGAGCUCAUCGACACGAUCAAAGAGAAGCAGAGAGAGACAGAGAAACAGGCUGAAGGCUUCAUCAAAGAGCUGGAACAGGAAAUCUCUGAGCUGAAGAAGAGAAGCUCUGAGGUGGAGCAGCUCUCACGCUCUGAAGACCACCUCCACCUCCUCCAAAGCCUCCCGUCCCUGAACGCUGCUCCACCCACCAAGGACUGGACAGAAGUCAGCGUCCGUCCACCUUCCUAUGAGGGGACUGUGAGGAGAGCUGUGAAUCAGCUGGAGGAGACGCUCAGUAAACAGAUGAAGAAGCUGCUUGAGCUGAAGAGGGUCCAGCAGUAUGCAGUGGAUGUGACACUCGAUCCUGAUACAGCAAAUCCUAAACUCAUCCUGUCUGAUGAUGGAAAACAAGUUAAACAUGGUGAUAUAAAGAAGAAUCUCCCAGACAAUCCAGAGAGAUUUGAUUAUUGUGUUAAUGUCUUAGCAAAGCAGAGUUUCUCCUCAAGAAGAUUUUACUGCGAGGUUCAGGUUAAAGGAAAGACUAAGUGGGAUUUAGGAGUGGCCAGAGAGUCGAUCAACAGGAAGGGAGAAAUCACAGUAACUCCUCAGGAUGGUUACUGGAUGAUAUGGUUGAGGAAUGAAAAUGAGUAUGAAGCUCUUGCUGACCCUCCAGUCUGUCUCUCUCUGAAGUCUCAGCCUGAGAAGGUGGGGGUGUUUGUGGAUUAUGAGGAGGGUCUGGUCUCCUUUUAUGACGUUGAUGCUGCAGCUCUUAUCUACUCCUUUACUGGCUGCUGCUUCACUGAGAAACUCUACCCAUACUUUAGUCCUUGUAUAAACGAUGGUGGUAAAAACUCUGCCCCUCUGAUCAUCUCUCCUGUCAAUCACACUGAGUAGAACAACCAUUUGAUUUUCUAUAUUUAAUGUAAUAAAUGUAUAUUUGUUGCUGAUGUACUCUGUACACUUUGAUGUUGUUUCUGUAAAUGUUUUUCUUUGAUGUGUCACGUUGCUACAACACAUCAAUUUUACCGCUCUGAUUGAUUUUAUCUAAUGUGUCUAAUUUAUUCUAAUAACUGCAUUACCUGCCUUCAACACUGUGAAAUCAUCAGAAAACAACGUCCUCAGAAAUAAGAAGCAUUUACACGUUUCUUAUGUCUGGCUGCCAAAUUCUAAACUGUUUAUAUUCUGAUCAUUGUUUCUAUAAGAAGUGUUGCAUACUGGCCCAAAUUACUGAAGAGCAGUUUAUAAAUGAGACAAAAGUCUUUUGUUUUUCUCUCUUUUUCUUUUAAAUAAACAAAAGCAAAAUAA
Molecule: messenger RNA, 1410 nt
Organism: Micropterus dolomieu (smallmouth bass)
Lineage: Eukaryota; Metazoa; Chordata; Actinopteri; Centrarchiformes; Centrarchidae
Product: E3 ubiquitin-protein ligase TRIM21-like
Exons: 1
Molecular function (GO): protein binding
Source: RefSeq, a predicted model, not a curated record